Macroventuria anomochaeta is the source of this 1171-nucleotide messenger RNA. Its product is annotated as V-snare-domain-containing protein. The coding region runs from base 176 to 856 and encodes 226 amino acids. Gene Ontology annotation, molecular function: SNAP receptor activity; SNARE binding. Gene Ontology annotation, cellular component: late endosome membrane; endoplasmic reticulum membrane; SNARE complex. The transcript is spliced from 3 exons. Gene Ontology annotation, biological process: Golgi to vacuole transport; intra-Golgi vesicle-mediated transport; macroautophagy. NCBI's taxonomy places the organism in Eukaryota, Fungi, Ascomycota, Dothideomycetes, Pleosporales, Didymellaceae. The record is from RefSeq and is a predicted model, not a curated record.
AAGCUCUCCACGUGAUGCGACAAGGACACCCUUGCCUUGGCAGUGCGUAAUGCGCCCCGUCGCAACUCGGCAAGUCAACAGCCAACAGCGUCAAUACCCUCCCAUGUCCCCGCCUCGGAACCUCUCCACGAUACCCCAUCCACACACCCAAUAGAGUCUCGCCGACACGCCCACCAUGUCCAAUCUCAUCGACGCAGAGGCCGGCACCGAGCGCUUCGGCGGCUACGAAGCAGAGCUGAAGCUCGUGCAAGCCGACCUGUCGCAGCAAAUCGAGCAGAUCAAAGACACCACCGGGGAGCCGCGCAAAGCGGCAAUCAGCAGAGCGGAGCGCGCGCUGGAAGAGGCCGAUGAGCUGAUUGGCCAGAUGCGCCUCGAGAAAAGUAACAUUCCGGUGAACUUGAAGAGCAAAUACAACGCCAAAUUCCGCAACUUCGAAUCCGACCUCGACGCCACAAAGCGCAAGCUGCAACAGUACACCAACGACAAAGCGAAGCUGUUCGGCUCGCGCUACACCGAUGACCCAGAACAGGGUGAUGCGCAGCUCGAGCAGCGACAGCAGCUCUUGUCCGGCACAGACAGGCUGAACCGGUCCUCGGGGCGCCUACGAGAGUCGCAGCGGAUAGCGCUCGAGACGGAGCAGAUUGGCGCGGGGACGCUGAGUGACUUACAUCGCCAGAGGGAGACGAUUGAGCAUACGAGGGAGAGGCUGCUCGAGAGUGAGAGCUAUACGGAUAGGAGUAUCAAGACGUUGAGGGGCAUGGCAAGACGGAUGGCUACGAACCGCAUUAUCACUAUUGCGAUCAUCACCGUACUGGUACUGCUCAUCAUCGCUGUGAUCUGGAGCAAGUUCAGAUAAGCAUGUUUCGUUAGCGUUCUCGUUCGGUUCGGCGUCUGGAGCAUCUCUACCGUACAUAUUGGCUCAAGCUCAUUCAAAUGCGCUGAAUGACAACUUUCAUCAUCUUUCAUCAUCUUCAUCUUUGGAUCGCUGUGUGCGUACCAAUUCAUGGGCUGUUGUAGUUGCUUUGCAUGAUGUAAAGCACGUGAAGUCGGAUCGUCAGCUGGUCAUUAUUCCAUUCAUGAAGCAGAGUGAAGGCCUCUGCGGCCUGCUUCGCUGACAGUAGUUACACCCUAUUACACCUUCUCGUCAAUGUCCCGGAACAAAACAAUAACG